Messenger RNA from Coregonus clupeaformis (lake whitefish), 1794 nucleotides. RefSeq names its product protein LSM14 homolog B. The transcript is spliced from 9 exons. Bases 89 to 1240 code for a protein of 383 amino acids. Gene Ontology annotation, molecular function: mRNA binding. The record is from RefSeq and is a predicted model, not a curated record. Lineage: Eukaryota; Metazoa; Chordata; Actinopteri; Salmoniformes; Salmonidae.
UUGCUGUCAUGUGAAUCUAAACAUUUUUAAACAACGCAGAGAUUAGGCUUCUUGACGAUUACUUGUUGCCAUCAGUUCACCCGCUACCAUGAGCGUCGGGACUCCUUAUAUCGGCAGUAAAAUCGGCUUGAUUUCCAAAGCUCUAAAUCGGUAUGAGGGCAUCUUAUACACCAUUGAUACCGUGAAUUCAACGGUGGUGUUGACAAAAGUGAAGUCAUUUGGAUCAGAGGGCCGACUCACAGACAGGCCAACCCCUCCCAAAGAUGACGUCUAUGAGUACAUCAUAUUCAGGGGAAGUGAUAUCAAAGAUAUCUCAUUGUGUGAGCCUCCAAAAUCUCACCAUGGCCUGCCCCAGGACACUGCCAUAGUGCAGUCAUCACUCAGCACAUCAGCGUCCUCCUAUAAUCCAACUCCAGGACCAAUCAGUCCCUACAGGAUCCCAUCUUAUAACCAGCUAGCAGCCAACUAUCUGCUCAACCAGCAGUAUGCUGCAGCCCUUGGUCUGGGUGGAACUCCAGGCCCUCAAGUGAGAAGGGGUCCUAUGGUGGAGCAGGCUGUCCAGACUGUGCCUCUAGAUGAGCCAGGGCAGAAGAAAGGCCAGAGUGUGUCUCAGGAGCAGCGCAGGGAGACCAGUAGGCCCAUGCAGCGAGCUGCACGAGUGAGCCCACAGCCCCAGAGACGCUCUGGACUAGGCAGUGGGUCCGAUGUACAGCGUCAGCGUACAACUUCCCAAUCCCAGAACGAGGCCAAUGAUGAGAACAGGCCACCACCAAGGAGGAAACAAGGAGCUCGUAGGCCCAGGAAUCGUAAUCAGGGCCAGCUCCUUGUGAAGAGCUCCAAGCCUAGCACACUCAAGUUUGAGUCAGACUUUGACUUUGAUUCUGCAAACGCCCAGUUCAACAAGGAAGAGCUGGAGAGGGAGAUGCAGGACAAGUUGAACAUCAAAGAAACAAAGGAUGAAGGGAAGGUGAAACCAGGAGUAGAAACUGGUGAGAAGACAGUGGAGAGGGAUCCAUUUGGGCCCAAGUGCUACUAUGACAAGGCCAAAUCCUUCUUUGACAACAUCUCGUCAGACCAUAAAUCCAGACGCACUACCUGGGCAGAGGAGAGGAAGCUGAAUGUUGAGACCUUUGGGGUUCCUGGCCGCUUCCUGAGGUUCCGUGGGGGCUACCGCAGCCGGAGAGGGCUAGGGUCAGCACAGCGCCGGCCCUCCCAGCGAGCUGGGACUGGGAGGCUGUGAGGGUCAAGUGAGUAAGGACGCCUCAUUUGAAGCUUGGGUUACCUUGUGCUUGAGUUGCCACGACGUGUUUGUGUAUGUACAUUUGUUUUUGUAGUUAAAUAUAACAUUUUGCAGUCCAUUAUUUUUCUCUACCAACAUGAAGUGUUUUGAAAUGAAGAAACAUUGAGAAUUUAUUUUUACUCUUGGGACCCCACACCUGAAUAAGUAUAGAGAAGCUAAAUGCAUUGCUGUUUCUUUAUUUUCUUUGAGCCUAAGGUACAUUUUGGCUUUUGCAUUUGAAUUUGCCUUUGCUUUUCAUCCUUUUCUGUAUUCUGAUAAAUGGAUGACAUGCAAACUUUCUAAACUAUUCAAGGAAUCAAUUUGAAGAUUAAAUUGGUGAGGGGGAAAUAGUUAAAGGUAUUGUUAAUAUUACUUAAUAUAAUUAUAUAUAACUUAAUUAAAACAGAGCAAAUGUCUGCCAUAAAUAUUGAAUUCCCAUGUAUUGGUUUGUUUUCUAUCAUUUUGAGAAUAAGUGUUCAAUUGUUUAAAAUCUAAUAAACAUGGGAAAAGGCUUA